Cydia fagiglandana is the source of this 3462-nucleotide messenger RNA. RefSeq names its product transcription cofactor vestigial-like protein 4 (gene Tgi). The coding region runs from base 352 to 1326 and encodes 324 amino acids. Gene Ontology annotation, molecular function: transcription coactivator binding. Gene Ontology annotation, biological process: negative regulation of DNA-templated transcription. The record is from RefSeq and is a predicted model, not a curated record. Lineage: Eukaryota; Metazoa; Arthropoda; Insecta; Lepidoptera; Tortricidae. The transcript is spliced from 5 exons.
UCGAAGGAAGCGCCGCAACGUCCGGCCGCGUGGAUGUAGCGUGAUGCUCUUUUUGCUUUUCGGUUUGUUUUUUGUUCAUCUCAUUUAUUUAUUCCGAUGUAAUCUCUUCCAGCUCGUUUUUUGUUCAGUCGGCCUUCAGUGUUACCUGUGCCGGGACGCCAAUGCCUUGUCUAUCGGUUCGCUCCCCAUUGCCUUUGGAUAAUCAGUGUUUUUGCCAAUUCAAUCUCAUUAGCUGGUGUGAAAGUGCUUAGCGAUUACAUGCGGUUUUUGGUGCUCCAUUUUCAAGAAUAUGUUCUUGUGGUUCAGCGUUAGGUGCACUAGUGUUUGAGUGUGUGUUGCCCGCGGGUUGUGAUGAUGGAAUCGUUGGAUUACCUGCUGCUUCUGGCUCGGACUUCGUUGCACAACCUUGAUCUUCUACAAAUGGAACCUCCUCAUUCGCCCAAGUUCAAUCUGCCUUUGUGGCAGCCGUGGGUAGCAUCUCCUCAAAAAGAAACUCCAAGCACAGCUUCGAGCGGUGAGUCGGAGGGUGACCGGACACUGUCGCCAGAAACGACGCGCGCGCAGCCGAAGGAGCUUACGGGCAAGUGGAGGCGCGAGCGCCGGACCAGGCAGCCCGAAUACAGGCCCAGAGAAAACGGCAAGAUGGCGCUCCGGUCGCAGUCGUUCAACGAGCGGCGGAGCGGCCCCGCGCUGGCUCGGGCGCCGCACAGCGACGGCGAGCUGGAUGACGAGGACGCGCCCGCCAACCUGACUACUAAUGGGAAAGCGCCCCCUGAGUACCCCGGCAAGCAUGAGGCCCCUAUUGACAUGCGGCUGCGCUCGCGGCCCGCGCCUCCGCCAUACAACCGGCCCUCCGUCAUCACCAAGAGCGACACUCCACCUGGUUCACUGUCGAUGUGUGACCCGGUGAUCGAUGAGCACUUCAGACGGUCGCUCGGCGACGACUACAUGAACCUGUUCAAAAAGAACACCGAGAACAGCCAGCCCGGCCCCAAGCCCAACACCAAGGACCGCGCCAGCAGCCCCAUUCAGUUCAAACCCGAGGAGCCGCCCAAACCAGCCAAAAUCAUCGCCAUGGAGGUCGACGACGCUUCUCUCUCCGUCGACGACCACUUUGCCAAGGCCCUAGGCGACACCUGGAGGCAAAUACAAACCUCAAGGUUAAGGGAAACAGAGAAAACUCAAGCCAAAGGCGGCGUUGACGACCACUUCAGCAAAGCGCUCGGCGACACGUGGAAGAAAAUACAGAACCCGAAGCUCAAUCUCGACGACGAGAAGAAAGAUCAAACGACGAAAAUUAUUUCGAGGAGCGGCGUCGUGAUAUAAUAGCGUCGUUGCGGCCUGGCGGUUCCGUUAACGACUCGGUCUUUACGAGUCAUUUCAUGAUACUAGCUCGAGUAUCAAUAAAUUCCCACUUGUUUAAUGUUAAGCUAUUUACCGUGAGCGCGGUGGAUCGUAACGUUUACGUUCGACGUCCGAAUCCAUGACAAUCUGUUACCUAAUUAGGCUUUGGGAAGUAUUUUUUUAAAGUUAUUUAGUCAAUUAGCAGUCACCAGUUACACUAUAUAAGUUAUUACCUCAGUAUAAACGCUUCUGCACGAUUCACUGUACUUAGGAUUAAGUGUUGUAAAUAUUAGUCACCUGUAGGUAUAGGUACAGUAUACUGUUAUUUAAGCUUUAGGGUAACAUUCCAUUUCUAACCGCAGCUGCACUACUUGUACUGAACGGGUCGCUGUUACUGUCAAUUUCCAUAGUAAAAUGAACAGUAGUGCAGCUGCGGUUAGAAAUAGACUGUCACCUUUAGCGUUUGGUGGGGUAAAGGUGUCGUGUGUAUUCUUGUAACUGUAAUGUUCCUCAUAUUAUAUAAGUUAGGUUUCAGUGGAUUUUUCUUCGAAUAAGCGACAAUGAAGUACCCAUCGAAAUUGAAUGUCAGUACCUACUAUAUGUAAAUAAGGGUAGGUAAAUAUAGGAUAUAUUUAUAGCUAAAGAUUUCAUUGUUCUCCGAUUGUGUUAUGAGCGUACAUAGUACAUAAUAACUACAAAAUUAGAUAGGGCUAAAUCAGUGGAAUAAAAGGGGUUCCUAUCAUAGAUAGCUGUGUUAUAUCAGACAUUUUUCCGAUUUUGCUGAAGAGAUUUUUUUUAUUUAUGUCAAGAACUGAGCACAACGCGUUUAUGGUGAUUUUGCUUAUCGCCUGAUAAUUGCGUUGCGAGAUACAAAGCGUACCUAUAUGUAUAGAAAAUUCUAUACUAAUUGGCUUAAUGUGUAAAUGUUUUAUAAAUAUCACGUGAUAAAGACAACCAAACACUCGCCAAUAUAAUUCCCAUUUAUUUAGAGAUAGAUACGAUGGCAAUUACUACAUAAUAACCGUUCAUAAUUUAAACGUCGAGUUGUAAUUAUACCUAUCAUUAAAGUCUUAAGACGUUGUCACGUGAAACUUUAAGAGGCUUUUAAAUAUUUCUGCUUACAAUAUUCAUUUACGAAAACAACGUAUUAAACGAAGCUUCAACGGUAACUGUUGAAAAUGUUGGUAUUAGCCGGGUCCACACACAGCCACAGAAUAAAUAAUAGUACUAGGUACAGAAGACUCACUCUCUAACAAAACGCGUCUGUUACGAUCAGCACAGAUAUGGCCGCUAGGUAGCGACAGCGCCACGCGCGGCUUAUGGCUUUCCCCAAAAUUGGGGUGGAACGGAUGUACUUUUAGCUACCUGUCACAAAGCGACGAAAUCGCGGAGUGAGCCACGCCUGACACAGCGAGCAUACGCGCGAGGCAAUUUCCUCGCGCACAAAACGGCCAGUGUAGACGUGCCUCGGCUCGACGCGAAAUUGCCUCGUGCGUAUGCUGUGUGUGGACCCGGCUAUUGACCAUAUUUAUUACUUGUCUACUUGUUGUAAAUUAUACGUGAAUAAAAAUAACUGGCUGUUAUGAAAAGGUUGCGAUGUGUCUCAUAAGGGGUCGGAGUUUCCAUGGCACCGUGAAACGUUGGUGAGAUAUGACUUCUGCAAAAGAAGACACUCCAUGUAAUAGAAACUAAUGAUUUCCAAAAUGAAAUCAUAUCAUCAUGUACAUUCAGAAUAUACCUAUGUAGUGCAUAAUUGUUUUUUUUUUCGUAUUUUCUCGGAAACGUUCGUAUUUGUCAUGCUAGUGCUAGUUCAGUCAAUGUCAGUACUUUUUGUACCGAGACUGACUGAAAUAGCAAGACACGUUCGUAAGUUUCCGUGAAAAUACGAUGGGGAAUAAUUAUACACUAAAGCAUGUACCUGUAUACCAACAUGAGGGCAUACAACUUAAUAAACGUAAUCAUAAUGUAGCACCAUAAUAUCUCAAAUUUCGUACGGUGAUAUGAAAACUCCGGUCCGGUUCUAAUAAUAAUAAUUUUGUAAAUAAUAAUUAAUAUUUAUGCACUUUAUAUUGUAAGAUGUCGUUGAAAAUACGCAAAUACACAGUAAGCCUGAAGUAA